This is a messenger RNA of Danio aesculapii, 5940 nucleotides long. It is a transcript of the gene lzts2a, whose product is annotated as leucine zipper, putative tumor suppressor 2a. Gene Ontology annotation, biological process: negative regulation of canonical Wnt signaling pathway; cell division. The coding region runs from base 462 to 2585 and encodes 707 amino acids. The transcript has 6 exons. The record is from RefSeq and is a predicted model, not a curated record. Lineage: Eukaryota; Metazoa; Chordata; Actinopteri; Cypriniformes; Danionidae.
CAGAGACUCGCUCACUCUCGCGCUCCUGCUAGCGGCGGUCCGGUGUGAGGGGGCAGGGAGACGCGCUACUCUCCAGCGGUAUUCAAGGCAGUUUCCAGCAGUCUCUUCUAGGAGGAUGAACGCAGACAUGUGUGGAGAAUCCGUGUUUUAACCUUGAGCAACGGGAGUUUGUCCUACUUUCAUAGAGAAGUGAAGCAACGGCGGCUCGGAUCUGCGUGAACUUCAGCCGCGUUUGGAAGCGGUGAGCAGCGGGACGUUUCUUCUGAAGGUCGAGUCUUUAUGGACAGUGUUUCUCAAACACUCUUCUCGUAGUCCACGGUGUGUGUGUGUGAGCAGAGCUGGAUACUGCUGUGAGACUCUGGGGAUGAGUAAAGUCUCCAUACGUCCAGGAUCUCUGCAGCUUUUAGGAGCCGGUCUCCAGGCAUCUGUGCAAGAGCGUGUGUCCUGGGCGCGUGUUCACCAUGGCUCUAGUUCAGGCACUGCCUGUACCCACUGAUCACCCAAAGCCCAGUACUGACGUCCAGCAGUGCUGCUCAGCAUCUCACUCCCCCACUGUUGAUGCCACAGGCACCAUGGGUUCUGUCAGCAGCCUCAUCUCUGGACGUACCUACCAGGAGCGCCACUGUCGAGCCGCCAGUGACUUUGGUGCCAGGUAUCGCAAACCCACACCAGCUACAAGCUGUUUUCGACAACAAGAGGGCACGCUGCGCAGCUCCAGCUCACAAGAGCAGCUUCUGACCAGUCAGCCUCCUCUACCCGCUAAAAACAAGUCUUCUGCCCUCAUCUUGGCUGGCAAUGGCAAUUAUGGCUAUUUGAGUGAUGAGCCAGUGGGCGAUUGGAAUGAUAAUCACGUGAACACAUGCAGCCCAUCCAGUGAUACCGAAGAACCUCCUGAUAACAGAGGCAUGAAUGGUAACAUCGGUGGACCUCCGCCCAAACUUGUCCCAGUGUCAGGCAGGCUAGAAAAGAGUAUGGAGAAAAUACUGAUCCGGCCCACUGCCUUUAAGCCUGUUGUGCCGAAGAAUCGCAACUCUGUGCAGUACCUGUCUCCAAGAUCAGGAGGCAGUCUGUCUGAAAGCCAGGGCAGUCUCAACCUCUUGCUUCCUGGCACUGGAACAGGCUGUCAGGAGAAGCGCAACUCAUACAGUGGGGGACGCAAUGCACGGAGUAGCCAAUCCUGCACUAUGUCAGACUCAGGCCGCAACUCCCUCUCCAGCCUACCAACUUACAGCAGCACAGGGUACAGCCUGACACAGAGUGAGGUACCUAACGGGCACAUAGAAACCACACGCUCUGGUGUUGGCCAUGGACACUCUAACUCUGACAGUGGACGAUCCUCAUCCAGUAAGAGUACAGGGUCUUUAAGUGGGCGUGGCCAGCCCCUCUCAGACAGCGGUUCAUGUGGCCGCUCCCCAGCUCCAGGAGAGGGAUAUGAAGGUGUCAUUCGGGAACUUGAAGAGAAGCUGAGGGAAAGAGACUUGGAGCUGCAGCAACUCAGGGACAACCUGGAUGAAAAUGAGGCAGCCAUAUGUCAGGUGUAUGAGGAGAAACAAAAGCGCUGUGAGCAAGAGAUGGAGGAUCUUCGGCAGAGCUGUGCAUCAAAAAUGAAGCAGGUGCAGCUGAAGGCACAACGUGCUCAGCAAGUUCUACAGUUGCAGGUGUUUCAACUGCAGCAGGAGAAAAAGAAAUUACAGGAGGACUUCUCCCAACUGCUGCAGGAACGGGAGGCAUUGGAAAAGAGAUGUGCCUCCUUUGAGAGGGAGCAGACUCAACUUGGCCCUCGUCUAGAGGAGACAAAGUGGGAGGUGUGUCAGAAAUCAGGGGAGAUCUCUUUGCUGAAACAGCAGUUGAAGGAUGUGCAGGCAGAUCUUGGCCAGAAGGCCAAUGAAAUUGUUGCUUUGAAGGCCCAGUUGAGAGAGGCUCGUUCUGAGCUUCAAGCUAGCCAGGCUCGCUCUCAAGAAGCCCAUGCCACAGCUCGCACACGCACACUUGAACUGGAGGUUUGCGAAAAUGAGUUGCAACGCCGUAAAAGUGAAGCUGAGCUCCUGCGGGAGAAGAUGGGUCGUUUGGAAGAAGAGUCCCUUCGUCUUAAAGAAGCUAUGGCUGUGCCCACACCCCAAACUCUUCCUUCUAAGGGCCAAUGCAUGAGCUUACCACUCCCCCAAAGCCGUGGGGGAAUUGGUCAUGGGAUAAGCCCUGCUUUCCGGGACAACAGCAGUGAAGAGCAACUUCUUGUAUAUGAGAGUGAUGAAGCAAAGGCACAGCGCCAGAGCGUAGAUGUGCUUCAUGGUCUUCGUCAGCAGGUGGACCGCCUCCGGGCAGAGCUGAUGUACGAGAGGAGACGAAGUGAAGACCAGCUUGAGGGCUUUGAGGAUGAACGCAGGGUGUGGCAGGAAGAAAAAGACAAGGUGAUUCGUUACCAGAAGCAGCUGCAGCAGAACUACAUCCAGAUGUACCGCAGAAACCGCGACCUUGAGCGUGUGAUGAGGGAACUUAGUCUGGAGCUCGAAAACAGGGACAUGGAGGAGUUUGACAUGCGUAGCAACGAGAUCCAUUUUGAAGAGAUAACUGCCACUGAAAUCUAACCCACAUCUCCACUGUGCUUGUAAGAAGCACCAGUCUUCUUCACUGCAGUGUCAUUUGGCAUGCUUCUAUAUACUAUUUCAAAUAGACGUAUGAUAAAGACGUGUCCACAGAGGCCAAUAAAACAGGGAAUGUUUGUAUUUAGACAUCUUUAUGAUCACUUCCUGCCUCAGAAACCUGUGAGGGACCUCAGAUGAAUGUACAAUUACUGUGUCCUGCAGUUAAUUGGUGCCACUGGUGAAGGGAAGGAUGUACUCAAAGAUGGUGCUUUGUUCCUAGUACCACUAGUGCUGUUAAUUAGCUCAAUUAAAAAAAGGCACAUUUAAAUCACCUCUUGACCAAAACAGAAUUGAUAUAAUAGGCAAUUUUCCCACAGGAAAUUCACAAACGAUGCAUUUUAACCAUUCUGAACAACAAGAGGUUGAAAUGAACCGCAAGAUGUGACAGCAAGCCAAAGAUGUUUGUAACAUUGCAUGCUAGAAUGCAUCUUUUGUGAACUACCUGGAACUGCUUGUCAAGCCUAACUGCUAAAUAAAAUUGGCUACUGUGGGCUGCAGACAAUGAAAGGCUUAUCUUUAUAUAGAACUAACAAGAGAAUAUAUAUAAUACUUUUAGGAGUGUCUAUUCAAUACUGCAACAAUAAUAUAACAUCUUGUUUCUAGUUAAAAUUGAUUGGCAGCCUUAAUUACAAUCUUCUCCUUAGCUGAACUAAAUAACUUACGCACAAAAAAGACUUGGCAAAACAUGAAAAACACAAUGACUUUAACCCCUUUUAAACCAAGGCAGUUCCAGUGCUGGUUCAGAGCCUAGAUCCAAAUCAGUUCUUUAUCUUUUGCCACACAUAUGACCACCUCUAAACCAAGACAGUGGUACUUAAUGCUGCGUUUAGACUGCACGAUUUUCAAAGUAGUUGUGUCACAGAUGUUUUCACUCUGCAUGACUAUCUGGGUUAGUGUUGUCAGUGCUGUGUUUGCACUGCAAGAUAGAUCGGUGACAGGGUUUCACAAUGCAUGACUUUACUAUAGGAAGAAUCGCCGGUCUCAACCAAACCCACGUAAGAAGUGACAUAGAAACAGUGCGAGGUCACAUUUGUCACAUAAUCUUUUGUUAUUAACUACAUAAUGAUAAAGAAGCCUUUAAUGGGGUAGAAAAUGUACUUAUUUUACUCACCGGGCUUUGAAGGGAAUUAGCAAUUUCUCCUCAACUUUUUUUCUUUUUCGACCCAGUUGUGGUAUUGCUCAGAUGACACGUCAAACAGACACAGAUGCUCCUGCUAAAUUUACACUAGUUUUUCCUACAUUUCUUGAGUCCACAUAAACUGUAAAUGAGCGCUUUUAACUUCUUCACCAACCUCCCGCUGGCCUUCAGAUACCCAUACUAGUGUAUGCUGCUCUCUGAUUGGCUGUAGGUGAUCGGCAAUGUUAUUUACAGUCAGAACACAUUUCACACGGCAUGAUUUGAAUCGCAGACAGCUCCAGAUAUUUAGCAUGCCAAAUAUCUCACAGUUGUCAGCAACUCAUCUGCGAUUCUCUCAGAUGGCAUCUUUGAUAGUUCAUACUGUGCGAUUGUCACUCAUGUGAAUGAGCACCGAUUUGCCUGUGCUUUCAGGCAUUUGUCUGCGAUCUCUCAAAACUUGUAGGCGAGUCAAAAUCAGGGCUAAAAUCAUGCAGUCUGAACUUAGCCUAAGUAUCACCAAAAUAUUGUUGGGCUAGAAGAAACAAUCGCUUGCAUAAAAAGCUGAAGAUGAAAAGAAAAUGUUUUGCACACCAUAUUUGAAAUAAUAGCACAAUAUAAUAUUGAACACAUUAUCGCAUCUAUGUCUGUCUACUCAAUCUUUGUAUUCUCAAUCUAUACAAUUUACGGUGCGCUACAUAAACAUGUUAUCAUCACUUGUAAUCUCCAUCUAUAAAAUCUACAGCACACUGUAUCAAUUGGUUGAAUUCCGAUAUAGGUUUGCAAAUUUAUUAGCAUCGCAAUAUAGAUGCCGUAUUUGGCACCUCCCCAUUGUUGUUGAUGGGGAAGAUGAAACAUAUGCAGUGACAUCAGCUCUGGCUCUAUGGUGGCUCUAGUGCAGAGAUGCCCAAAGUUGGCCCAUGCUUACUGUUGAUUUGGCCCACCAUCCCAUCUGAGAAAAGAGGGAGAACGGGGAGACGGUGUUUGGGGUGAAUGCCUUUGACAGAGAUUGUCAUUUCAAAUUCACUGUAACGUAAUAAAAAUGAUUCAAUUAAAUGUUGUAAGUGAAUCAGACUUAUAAAAUGUAAAUACUGUCACUUGACAGAUAGAGGUAGAGGUAAAUAAAGGUAAAGGCAGGAGCAGCUCGACUACUGUAGCAUUGAACUCCAUUGUGUUAUAAAUGAAAUUGAAAUUAUGAAAUUUAUUAUAAUUAAAUGAAAAUUAUAAAUGUUUUUGCCAUAAUAAGUACAUUAUAACAUCUUAAAAUGGUACUGCAUUAGGUAAUAUGAUUUAAAGUAACGUUUUCUAGUUAUUGUUUAACUUUACAGAAUGAAUUAGGAUAUUACAGACGGCAAAUUUAUUAAAUAUGCUUUGGUAUAUAUUCGGCCCACAUCCCUCAAUCAAGUUUGCUUUUUGGUCCUUUAUAGGAAAAAGUUUGGGCAUCCCUGGUCUAGUGGAAAAACAAAUCAGUUCUUAGAAGGCUUACCAGACUAACCAGCUUCGAACCGACAAUAGCACUGACUCUAAGGCCCAAUCGUAAUUCUACGCCUUAGCCCUUUCAAUUACCUAAUUGGGUAGAGGUGUCCCAAUUCUCUUUAGCUUGAAGGAGUAGGGCUAAGGGGAAGGGGUAGACAGCCCUUCAAACAGAGAUUUUUCAGGACCACACUCGAAACCAAGGGGUAAGAAAAUUUCCCAGAAUACACCAGCCACAACGGCAGUAUAGCUGCACCUGGAAGUGAGGAGAUCCACAAAUUAGUAUUUUUUUGUCAUUGUUAUGAAUUUUUACAGCAAACAAGCACAUGUUUUAAUACAAUCAUAACCGCGUUCGUGUUUUACCAUCAUGCUUUAAAAAAUUUUUUUUUUUAAAAACGCUAAAUUUCGCUAUCUAUAAUCCCCUAAUAAUAACUCCUGUAUAGCAGUCCCACAGCAUUCUGACACUCGAAUACCCUGUCAGAAAAGUCUAGUGGCUGGGAACGGGCUUCUUACAGUGUCUUCUAUAAUGUUAAUGUUGUUUUUGGUGUGUUUACAUAGAUGAAUAUGGCCAAAAAAUAAAUACCAAAAAACAACACAACUGGAAUAACUACAGCAAUAGCGAUUGUCUGAUCUCAUAUGAAGCAAGAGAUCGUGAUGACAUGUGAUGACGUGUGCAGGUGCUGUAGUGGUGUCCCAAUUCUUAGGGGUACA